GAGACUCAUCGAUGGCAACAAGUGCGGGUGCCUUGUGCUGAAGAGGAGGAGGGAAAGAACACCCAGCUGGUUUUUGGUCGUUGUGGUGGGACUGCGUUAUCUUUACCUCAAGAUGAUGAAGAGACAGUUCAAUCGGAUGCGGCAGCAGCUCAGUCACCCCAGCAUUGGCGGAAGAGCCCAAGAAACAGCAGAAUACUUGACAGAAGACUUGCUCCAGAUUGAACAGAGGAUUGAACCAGCCAAGCGUGCUGCUCACAAUGUCCAGAAGAGGCUCCUGGCUUGUCUCCAAGGCCAAUAUGGGGCAGACAUAGACAAACGGGUGAAAAAAUUGCCUUUGAUGGCGCUAUCGAUGACCAUGGCAGAAAGCUUCAAAGAGCUAGACACUGAUUCCAGCCUUGGGAAAGCCCUAGAAAUGAGUUGCUUCAUUCAGACUAUGCUAGCCAGGAUCCUUGCUGAGUUUGAAAUGGCCCUCGAGCGAGACGUCCUACAACCCCUCAAUAAACUGAGCGAGGAAGAGCUGCCCACCAUCCUGAAGCACAAAAAGAACCUUCAGAAACAUAUUUCAGACUGGAAUGCCAUCAAGAGCCGUCUGAACCAAGCUGCCAAGAACUCCAGCAAUAAUACCAGUGGUGCCGCUGGCCCAGGCCCAUCAUCUGCUGCCAUCAAACUAGAAAAUCUGAAGGAAGAGGAAGAAGAGAUGAAGAGGAGGGUUGAGCAGAGUAAGGAUGAGUACAUGGCAGACCUAUAUCACUUUUCAACCAAGGAAGACAGCUAUGCUAAGUACUUUAUCAAAUUGAUGGAAAUUCAAGCAGAGUAUCACCGGAAGUCCCUGGAAUCUCUGGAUGCUACUUUGGCAGAGGUGAAAGAGACUCAAAACCAGCCAGACUCCCCAUUCCCAAGAGAUGCAGCUGUGGUGGGGGUGUAUGGGAUGCCACUAGAGACUCACCUGAAGGCUUCUGGCCGGGAGAUUGCCGUCCCCAUUGAAGCUUGUGUCAUGAUGCUGCUGGCAUCGGGGAUGAAGGAAGAGGGGCUCUUCCGGUUAGCAGCUGGAGCAUCUGUGCUGAAGAAGUUAAAGUACAGCCUUGCCUGUGGCUCAGGUGCCCUGGGUGAAUUCUAUGCAGAUCCUCAUGCUGUGGCAGGUGCACUGAAAUGUUACCUGCGAGAGCUGCCCCAGCCCUUGAUGACCUUUGAACUCUAUGAUGAUUGGCUUAAAACUGCAAGUAUCAAAGAGCCAGAGAAUCGACUGGAGCAUCUUCGGGACACUUGCAGCCGUCUCCCCAAGGACAACUAUAACAACAUGAGGUAUCUGAUUCGUUUUUUAGCCAAGCUGGCUGAACAGCAGGAAGUGAAUAAGAUGACCCCAAGCAACAUUGCCAUUGUCCUAGGGCCCAACCUGUUGUGGCCCCAGCAGACUGAAGGGUGCCAGGUGCAACUAGAUAUGGCUUCUGUAUCCUCCAUCCAAGUUGUGGGAGUUGUGGAACCCCUGAUACAAAAUGCUGACAUCCUCUUCCCAGGAGAUAUUGACUUUGACGUAUCUGGCCUGUUCACUGCCCCAUCAGACAUUAAAGAUAGAGAUGUCUCCGCAGCAGAAGAACCCGCAUCUUCGCUUCUCUCUGUUGAACCAGCUUCACCACAACCCGGAGAAAGGAAAAAUUUUGAGGCGACCCCUGGAACAGUCCUCUCAAAGGUGACCCAACCUUCUACUGAAGCUGCAGUCUCUUUGCCUACUCCUGUUCCUGCUGAGGAUGCUUCGAGGAAGUCAAAGCGAGUUGCUCCACCCCGACCCACGGUGCCUCCGCCCAUAGCCCAGCCUCGAACGCCACCUCCUGUGCAGCUUCAGACCCAGCCUCCUGCCCCAGACUCUCCUUCUAUCCCUAAAGCAGUGCCUCGAAGAACCGUUGGAGGAAGCGUGCGAGCUCCCUCUGUCCCUCCACCACUUCCACCCCAGCCGGUCAGGCGCCAGAGUCGUAAUGCGUCCCCAUCCCCGAAGCCUCCUUCAGAAAGCAGGACCAGCGAGGCAGAUGAAGCACCUCUUUCUCUUCCUGGCGACAGCAGCAUAGAAACAUCCAAGGAAUCCCUCCCUGUGACAACAGAGCCCAGGGAACCCCCACCUGUAGAAAGAAGCAGCUCUCCAUCUGCACCGGAUCUGGAGGUUGAUGCUCUGGAGAAUAAUGAAGAAGGAGCUGCAGUGGCCAGGGCUCGCUUCUGUUUCGCCCGACGCGCCUGGUCGCCGAGCCCCUCGAUUGGUGCUCCCGCGCCGCCGCCUCCCCUCCGUCCGUCAUGGCGGCGCCGCGCUCCUGAUUGGCCCGGGCGGGAGCGGAGGAGGAGGAGGAAGAGGCGGUGCGGGGGUGGCGGCGGCGGCGGCGGUGAGAGCGGCCGGUCCAGCAUGGCGGGCUGCAGGCGGCUGAGCGGCUCGUGCCUGCGCGAGGUGCUGGGCGAGGCGCAGGGCGUCCUCUUCGACUGCGACGGGGUCCUGUGGACGGGCGAGCGGGCGGUGCCCGGCGCCCCGGAGCUGCUGGAGCGCCUCAGCCGCAACGGCAAGGCCGCCCUCUUCGUCUCCAACAACAGCCGCCGCUCGGUGCCCGAGCUGGAGCGCCGCUUCUCCCGCCUGGGCUUCCGCGGCGUCCGCGCCGAGCAGGUCUUCAGCUCCGCGCUCUGCUCCGCGCUCUACCUCCGGCAGCGCCUGCUGGGCGCCGAGGGCGGCUCCGGAGACUCGCCCCCGGCCGGCUGCGUCUUCGUGCUGGGCGGGGAAGGGCUGCGCGGGGAGCUGCGGGACGCCGGGCUGCGCCUGGCCGGCGAAGGAGGAGGAGCAGGCGGGGACGACGAGGAGGAGGACCCGGCCGGCCACGAGAGGCUCCCGGUGCGCGCCGUCGUCGUCGGCUACGACGACCAGUUCACGUUCGCCAAGCUGACCGAGGCCUGCGCCUACCUGCGAGACCCGGAGUGCCUGCUGGUGGCCACCGACCCGGACCCUUGGCACCCGCUGAGCAGCGGGCAGCGCACCCCGGGAACAGGGAGUCUCACUGCUGCAGUUGAAACAGCAUCUGGGCGCAAGGCAAUGGUAAUUGGGAAGCCCAACACGUAUAUGUUUGAGUGCAUUGUGGAGCGCUUUGGUGUGGAUCCGUCCCGCAUGCUCAUGGUGGGUGACCGGCUGGAGACAGAUAUCCUGUUUGGCAAGAACUGUGGCCUUGAAACGGUCUUGACCCUGACGGGAGUCUCAAACCUAGAGGAGGCACAGGCAUACAUGGCCAGCGACAGCCCUGCUGCAAAGGACCUGGUGCCUCAUUACUAUGUGGACAGUAUUGCAGACUUAAUACCCGGCCUGGAUGAGUAAGGGGAGAUGUGGGUGGGCAGAGUUCCUAGUCCCAUUCCUGAUUGCCGCCCGUUCCUACUUCUGCUCCCUCUCUCCUUGAUUCUGGGCUCAUCACAUUCCAGUGUUUCUUCAAGAAUGAAGAGAGGGGUGUUAGUUCAUUAUUUGAGGUCCUUUUGUUUUACUUUAGCCAGCUAUAAGGGAACAGAGAAUCUUAUGUGAAAGUGGGUUAUUUAUAGGCCGAACCAUUAUUUAUUUAUUUAUUUCCCCCUCCUCUUGGCAUGAAGUAGUUAUUUAUUUAAAUUAUCUUGGUUUUACUGUUGCCACUAGUGGCCUUCUUACUGUUGUCCUCGGCUUUUCUUCUUCUUUGAAGCACAGCAAUGUGCUUGCUGUGAUGUUUGCUGUUCCCAAGCUUGAAUGAAGCAACGUUUGUACCGGUACUAUUUAUCUCUCUUCUAUAGCCACUGUCAUUCCAUGCCAGUGUUGGGGUAGUGGGGUUUAUCCCAGAACUCUUGCUGUGAAAAGGGGAGCAUUCAAAAUCCAGUUCAGAAGUAACACAGUUCUUCUACAGAACGGCUCUUCGGGGAAAAUAAUUCCUGUGGGUGUAUAUACAAGCUUAUCAUAACACUACAACUUGCUCUGAAGUGAUAAGGGCUGAGGGUAGGUUUCUGAUGCACGUUACAUGUUUGAUCCACUCAAACUUUGUCUGGCAUUUUCAUCCACAGGAAUUACUCCCAAAGUGCUGUGUUGUGCAGGUGGGGAGAAAUUGCCAACUAGCUCAGUCAGAAAGCAUAUAAGUGUGGUAAAUCUGGAAUGUGUAAAACUCUUUUAACUGUGAAUUAAAUAUGAAAGUGGUUUUUUUUUUCUGUCUUGAGAGUUUUCUCAGGUGACAGAAUUUUUAUCACUCCAGUUUAAUUUUGGGAUUGCUGCUGUAAGGAAUGAAAUGCAUAGAACAAUUUUUUGUGCCCAUGAAGUUCUGAAUUGGCUGUCACUUCGUCUUGGUAAUCCUUCAGUAAUAACAGCCUCCAGAUAUUCCUGCCUGUAUUGAGGUAGGAACACAAUGUGUUUUCCCCCACCCCUUUCUCUCUGACUGGGUGGACCAAUGAAACAUGUCAGUAAAUUAAUUCACUCCUGUCUGUGCCUGAUAGGAUUCACCACUCUCCUAGGUGGGGGGGGUGAACCUUGAUCCGCCCUCUGACCUGCUGUGGUGUUCUUUGAUUUGUGGGAUAACGUUGGCAUUUCCAGUGCUGUCAAUGUGCCACAGCAUCCCAAAAUAAGUCCUUGCUUGUCUUUUUAUGGUUUAUUAUGUAUUUAUUAAAGUGUUUGUAUAAAUUAUGCUGAUGAGUUGUGCCAAAGUGGGUAUGUAGCCUCUCGGCCCACUCACUUACCUGUACCUCCAUGUUGUUGUGGUUCUCUGACAUUCGCUGUCAUUCUGCACAUAAUAAAAUGCAGGCACAAGAUGGAA
Podarcis muralis (Common wall lizard) is the source of this 4775-nucleotide messenger RNA. NCBI's taxonomy places the organism in Eukaryota, Metazoa, Chordata, Lepidosauria, Squamata, Lacertidae. The record is from RefSeq and is a predicted model, not a curated record.